CCACUACUGGGCUUCCAUGGAGCCCUGUGUCCAUCUUGUCGUUUGCUGUUGGCUUGUUCAUGGCGUAUUAUUCGGGAUCCACACAUGGAUGGCUCGUAAUGACGCUGCACGAGAACUAUCUGUGGUUCUCAAACAUCAAGGAGGUGGAGAGAGAGAUAUCAUUCCGUACGGAAACAGGCCUGUAUUACUCCUACUACAAACAACUCGUCAAUGCGCCCACUAUUGCACAAGGUUUGUACGAGCUGGUCCAUGACAACAUCACAGAACACGGCAAGACUAUCAAUAUCCUGGAGCGUUUUAACAUCUACCAGGAGGUAGUGAUGGCGCUGAUGUACAGGAUCUUGUCCUUGCAGAAAACAGUAGAACCGGUGUUCUUCUACAUCCAUGCCGUGUUUGGUCUCCAUGCCGUACUGGUCAUGUCCUUAUAUGGGACCACCUGGCUGCUGUCUGGCUCCUGGUUGGCUGGAAUUCUAUCUGCAGCAUUUUAUAUUUUCAACAAAGCUGACACGACCCGGGUGGAGUUCACCAUAGCUCUGCGGGAGAGCUGGGCCUUUCCUUUCUGGUACCUGCAGAUGUUUCUCCUAACAGUGUUCUUUCAUCCAAACCUUCAUCGCAAUCUUAAGGUGGUGACCGUUGUGCUCCUGUGUAUCUGUACCUUCUGUUUCACCCUAACAUGGCAGUUUGCACAGUUUGCUCUGCUACUCCAGGCCAUGGCUCUGUUUGGAUGUGCAGUCCUGGAUGUCAUCCCAGCACAAAAGAUCAGACAGGUGUGGCUGAUCCAGGCAGGGAGUCUUCUGGCUGUCUGUGUCUGUCAGUUCUUUAACAAGAUGGUCCUCUGUUCCCUGGUGCUCAGCUUUAUCCCUUCUGCCAUGCUUGUCAUUGCAUUCAAGGAGCAGUUCUUGACCAGAAGAAGUCUCCCAUGGCAGCUUACUGGGCUUGUUCUGAAUGUCGUCCUGGUGAUGAUAUCAAUGCUGAUGUUCAACAAAUAUGUCAUUAAGACCAUCAUUGUAACAGAUGCAGACCAGCACAUAUUUCACUUUCUGAUGGGAAAGUUUGGUUUGAGCGGUGGCCAAAGAGACUUUGAUGCGCAGCUGUAUCUGUGUGAAACAGCGUUUGGGGUCCUUCCAUUAGACACUUUUGUCCGUCUCUCCAAGCACCUUGUGUUCCCCCUGUAUGCUGUCAUCCAGCUAUGUCUUCUACUGGUUUUGAUGCUGUCAGUUCUUCAAAACUGGAGUACUGAAGAUCCCGCCGCAUGCAAUGGCGUACAGAGUCCAUCUCUGUCUUCAGUUCCCCCUCUGCUAUCACAGCGGCCACAGCUAGCCUAUCAUGCCAUCUCUGCAGCCGUGUUUGGGUGUCUGGCUGUCUCUACCAUGAGGUUCAAGUAUCUGUGGACCCCACACAUGUGCGUGUUAGCUGCUGCCGGUGUGGCUGAUUUUGAGGCUUGGAAAAUCCUUCUGAAAAAGUUGCAUGUAGACCUAUCAGAGGGUAAGGCCUUGCCUUCUACUCUUGAAGAGCUGAAGCUGCUGAAGGAGUUUCACGACCCUGACACAGUUCAGCUCAUGGAGUGGAUCAAAAAGGAAACCCCAACUACUGCAGUCUUCACCGGCAGCAUGCAGCUGAUGGCAGGUGUUAAACUCUGCACGGAACGUCCCAUCACCAACCACCCUCACUAUGAGGACAGGGACCUGCGCAACAGGACCAAACAGUUGUACCAGAUCUAUGGUAGGAGACACCCUCAGGAGGUCCAUGCCAUUCUCAAGGCUCACGGCACCGGCUACAUCAUUGUAGAAAACAGCAUCUGUUAUGAGAGAGGUCACGGUGUGGGCUGUCGACUUCGAGAUCUUGUGGACAUGAGCAACAACCAUCUUACAAACACAGACUUACAAGAACUAUUUGCUAUUUGCAAGCAAGAGAAGUUGCUUAAGCUUUUUCUUUGUGGGUUGAUUGUAAUGUUACAGAAAAACUCUCUGCUAAAUAAAAAAAGAGAAAGAAUGAGUACACAUCUCUUGAGGGUUUCUUGUCCACAUCCUUUCACAAAAGGAGUCACUUCUUCAUAAACAGUCAAAAAAAUCUCCUAUUUUCUGUACACCAUGGUGGACAAGGAGUACUCACUAUGACAGGCAAAUAACAAAUAUUCCUUGCAAGUAAGCGACUAAUUCUGAAAUGUUACCGAUGUAAGUAAAUACAAGGCGCGUCUAAAAAACUACAUCUAAUGCUUUGGCACAUUGUCUCCAUUGUACACACUUUUUUUUUGCUUUGUUGUAAAGUAUAAAGCCUAGUUAUUAUGUAUCACAGUAUUCCAGUAUACUUAAAUAGCACCAUUUGAAGUCAUGCACACGAAUGCACAUCCUAUAUGAUCUCUCAGUGAGAUUCGAGACAAAUCUGAAUAGAAAAAUAUGUCUGUAUACAAAAUGAUCAUGCUUACUUUGCUGGAAAUGUUAGGAAAAGGACAAAUCACAUAAAAAUGUGAUAUUAAAAGCUAUUCUUACUCCCACUAUAUUUCUCUACUGAGUAAAAAACCUGACUGUUGGUAACAAGAUCUAAAAAUCUACGACAAUUAUCACAUAACAUAGCACCGUGUUUUUUUGGGGGGGUAGUGGUGAAACACAUUGUUACAUUAGCAUGAAAUACAAGCAUAAUUAUGUCCAGAAAUCAAAAAUCCUAUGUCAACAUCUUUUUUUUUUGACAGGAUAAAGAAUACAAUCACAUUUACAUAUCAAACACUGGAGUUUUGUCUAGUUUAUCCUUGGUUACUUCCCUCCUGUGAUGCUUUCUGCUUCUGAGCCGAAUGGCCGCCCGGUGUCCCCUCGUGGAGGUUGGUAACGCAUGCAGACCUGACA
Branchiostoma belcheri (Belcher's lancelet) is the source of this 2840-nucleotide messenger RNA. Its product is annotated as probable C-mannosyltransferase DPY19L3. Gene Ontology annotation, cellular component: nuclear inner membrane. Gene Ontology annotation, molecular function: mannosyltransferase activity. The record is from RefSeq and is a predicted model, not a curated record. NCBI's taxonomy places the organism in Eukaryota, Metazoa, Chordata, Leptocardii, Amphioxiformes, Branchiostomatidae.